ACGAAAUAGAUGUGGAGUCUACCACAUAUCGGAUAGUUCUGACACAACCCGAGGCCGUAGCAUUUUUGCCUACAUGAUCAUAUGGCAUCCGAUGGUGCGCAUGCUAUGCAAUAUCCGACGGUUGAUGUCGUCAAACCUUUCUCAUUUCCCUCAGUGUUACACACCCAACAACUCCCCAGAAAGUUUUAAAAGAGAUAAAGAUGCAUAACUGAAAAUAACUACCCAAAUUCAAGCCCCUCUCUCUCUCUCUCUCUCUCUCUCUCUCAUGUAGUGGUAACCGCUGGUCUCGGCCACUUUAAAACACCCACGACCCCAUUGUUAAACUUUUUUCGCCAAAUCUGCAUUUUCAUCCCAAAAGGGCAUUAUUGAAACCAUUGAGAUGACGAACCAAGAAAGAAACAUCAACACUGAAACCAACACCGCCGCCGCCUACCUUCAACUGUCUGUUUCCCCGACCCAAGAAAUCUUCCCCGGCAGCAUCAUCGGCGGCGGCGGCGAAAACUACUUCCGCCGUAACCCCGCCAAGCACCACCAAAAUCCCAAAAAGAAACGCACCAAAUUGAUCAGAAUUGAAAACCCAGAUGGGUUGAAUCCAAGUAUUAGUUCUUGUACUACUACUACUAGUGGUGUUGCAGUGAAGAAGCCGAAGUAUGGAGGGAAAAAGCCAGACCCGAGUGCACCGAAGAUUACGCGGCCGUGCAGCGAGUGUGGAAAGAAGUUCUGGUCAUGGAAGGCACUUUUCGGCCACAUGCGGUGCCACCCAGAACGCCAGUGGCGUGGAAUUAACCCUCCGCCGGAUUUCAGGCGGCCGGAGAAUGAUGGCGUCAUGGUUGGAACCGAGUGGACAGAGGAGGAUCAUGAGGUUGCUGCCUGUUUGUUGAUGUUGGCUAGUUCCCCUAGUGCUUUCGAGAAAAAGGGCCUUAGUCUCGUUACCAUUAGUGGUACUAAUCAUGGGAAGUUGGAAAGUGAUGAUGUGGUGGUUAGGGAUGUGGCAGCCACCGGCGGCGGCAGCGGUGGCAAUGGUGAUUGUGGGUUUGAGUGUUCGAGUUGUAAGAAAGUGUUUGGGUCCCAUCAGGCAUUGGGAGGGCACAGGGCUACCCACAAGAAUGUCAAGGGUUGUUUCGCGAUAAUGAGGAGCGAUUGCGAAGAAGUAGUGAUAGAAGAUCGCAACAACGUUGACGCCCAAAAUGUGGAUUUUAGUGGGAGUGGAGAGUUAGGGGAGGGCAUGGUUUCAGGAGGGCACAAGUGCGGCAUUUGUUCAAGGGUUUUCGCGACCGGUCAAGCCCUGGGAGGGCACAAGAGGUGCCAUUGGGAGAAAGGAGACGAUGAUCAUGAACCCUCUUCAUUGUCACUUGUAACACAAGGUGGUUUUAACUGCAACCCUUCUGGUGGAUCAAGGCAAAGUUGUGUUUUGGACUUGAAUUUGCCUGCUCCUGUUGAAAACGAUUUGUCGUCGUCCUUGUUGUCUUAUUCUUCUUCUGGGCUGGCUUUGGAUUUAAGGUUGGGACUGUAAGGAAAUUUAUGUUAGGUAGGACUUUAUUUGUGUUGUUCCUUGUUUGGUACUACAUUGUAAUGCUUUUGUAUGUUAGCUCCAUGAACUGGGAGAAAGCAGCAUUUGUAAUUCUUGGAAAUACUUUAGGAAACUGUACUGCUCUGUACUAAAUACUUCUCCAUACUAGUAAUAAAUAGGUAAGGUGGUAUAUUUAGUGAAUAUUU
Messenger RNA from Rhododendron vialii, 1716 nucleotides. RefSeq names its product zinc finger protein ZAT3-like. The record is from RefSeq and is a predicted model, not a curated record. The transcript has a single exon. The coding region runs from base 380 to 1513 and encodes 377 amino acids. Lineage: Eukaryota; Viridiplantae; Streptophyta; Magnoliopsida; Ericales; Ericaceae.